GCGAGCCAGUUGUGGGAGACGCGCUGGAUGCGAGUGUCCAGCCAGUUUAGCGUCAGCUGAAACUGAGUGGCAUUCACUCGGAGGUUGUCGCCAGGCGUGGAGCUGUGCCGAGUGCCGACUGUUGCGUUUGAAAUUUGGCAUGCAGGGAGAAACUCUAAGCAUAGCUGUUGUUUUGCACAAGGGUGAGUCCUAAAGAGUGUGCCUGUGUCUGGAAACAUUGCCUUUUGUAUUUGUGGUAUGCAGAAGUAUUUGCCUUUUUGUUCGCUUUGUGGACCUCUUCGAUGUGCUUUGCGGUGGAGUACCAGUGUCGGAAUGGUCUGAUGAAGCGUCGCUUCGGCAGUGAUCGGUCGCCGUAUAGUGAAGUUAAGAGCAGAUGUUGGAACUGAGGGAGCGGCGGAAACAGUUCAGCACGGAGGUCCGCGACGUCUUGUCUACGCGGAAAGCGCCGUUGUCUGGUAGACAUGUAGAGAAAACAGGAUGUAGACGACUGUGAACACGGAUGCGCACCUUUCUUCACCGUUUCUGAUUUUGGAUUCUAAAGAACGACAUGGCCUCGUCGGGGGCGCACAAGACUACGAAGAGCGAGAAGUUGGACGAGGCGCAAGCCCUUGCCAAGAGCUGCGCUGGCAGACCGGACUUCCUUCCAUGCGACGGCCUCUCCAUUUGCGCCACGCACAGUCACGGCAAGUGCUUCAAGUUGCACUGGUGUUGCCACCUCGGAUGGUGUCACUGUAAAUACGUGUACCAGCCGAUGACGAGGGUGGGCCAGCUCCCCAGCACCACUGUGCCUCCAGCUCCGUCCGAGGCCACGGACACCAUUGACCUCUCCAUCUCCCUGACCGAGCGCUUCCUGCGCAUCGCCCCCUGGUUCCUGCCGCCUCCCUGCCCCGAGUCGCCCCGCUACUGCGUCAUCUCUGACCUCUUCAUCGACGACUACGUGGUCAAGCGCAUCAACGGCAAGAUGUGCUACGUGCAGAGGCCGCCUCCCAUGAUGCCUGUGGCUCCGCCCACACCCCACCCUCACCCACACCAACACCCUCACUUCCCACCCCACCCCCGACCACCGACUCCACCCCCCUCUCAGCCACAGCCUCAGGCGCCAAGCUCGACCUAUCAGAACACUCAGGAGGUGGCCCCGCCCCCACAGAGCUCCAACGGCCCAAUGGAGAAAGCCCAGGGCCCCAAAAUGGACCACUGCUCCUCCCCCUCCAGCUCCGAGGACUCUGGGAUCAACGCGAUCGGGGGCAACUUCCUGGAGUCGUGCGAGGAGGACUCGUGCGAAGAGGAGGAGGAAGAGGAGGAGGAUGUGCGCCGGGGGGUGGAGGUGGGAGAGGAAGAUGAGCUGAGCUCAGACGGGAAGUCCAGCCCGGCCAGCUGGGACCAGGACGAGUGCUCGCUCCUCUCCCCCUCCAAGUCUCUGGUGGAGAUCAUCGAGAAUAUUGAAACCACUGUCUGACGCGGGGUGCGUUCUCACAGUGAUUCUGCCGGCGGUAUGCAUGUGGAGAUAGCGGCAGGUGUGUGGUCUGCUGUCAUCGAUGGCUAACUGGGAAUAGUUAUUCGUUAGCGAUUCUGAAUUGUUUUUAGCCUGCGGUUGUGGAUUUCAAAUGUAAAAGUGGUAAAAACUAGCCCACACACACAACUCUCCUCAGUUCCACCAGAUCUCACCACUCGUCUCUUCUACACUGAACUUUUCCAUGCAAAGCAUCUUUUACUGGUGGAAAGGGGUUCUGUGUUUGGAAAAGGGAUUUUUUUAACGCUUCAAACUGCUCCAAAGCUGAUAGCCAAAUGGUUCCAAAAAGCUUCUUUCCUUUCCUGAGACAAUUUUUAAGAGGAACCUAAAAAGGUUCCUUAAAAGCUUCCUCAAAAAGGGAACAAACAAGUGAGAACAUUUUCUAAAGAGUGCACUGCCCCUGUCUUUUUCUCUCACUGUUGUUUACCCUCUUGCUGUUUGCCUCGAUGUUUUUGUGGGAGGACAACGCAGGCAGGCACUUCCGUUUGCAGUGCACCUGUCUGCUCACAUUCAAUUGGACACGGAUGACCAAAAAUCACUGUUAGCAUAGCAUAACCGCAGCCGCAUUUGGGCCAGAUCCGGCACACAUGUGGUCCAGAGUUAGCCAGCCCCCCUCCCUCCUCGCUGGGUCUUUGGAUCUCAUGCAUGGCUUGUCAGAUGGCAGAGGACAACGACGAGCAUCGUGUUCCCUUUUUAUACAAGAGCCCAAGGAAACACUCUCUCUCACACACAAACACACACUCACAUGCACAAAAUCACAAAUCACCAGUCACUUGUUUUGCACGCUAAGAGGAUCACAGCAAAAGACCAAAUGUUAGCACUAGCCUGUCUCUUUUGUACACUUUCCUUAAAGGUGCAGUCUGCGAUUCACUUUCGGUUUAGCAAAAGAUUGUUUAUAUAUGAGUUCAACAGCCAAUCAAAUUACAUCCUUGGCUUUGCUGCAUUAAUUGGCUGGGAAUGUUUUUAGCUGAGUCCAAGCCACUUUAUUUGUUUCCCAUUUAAAGGGAAACUAUGCAGUUUGUUUAGCUUAAUUUACCUUAACUUCACAGCUUUGACUCAUUGGAAUGGUUAUAGAAUGGCGGGAUGCCGGACUCAGAGACUGCGAGACGAGUCUCGCAGCCUAAUUGCUUUACUGCACUAAUACACAUACACGUCAGGCACCGGCUAGAACAAGGUAGUGAUGGAGUUUCUCAGACAUUUGUCAUGACCGAGCCAGCAAAACGAAGCAGAAAGCGAGUAAACCGUUACAGGGAAAGAGGAAACAACAGAUUGAACGAUCGAGGAGUGUUGUAAAAUAUAUACUCUGAAGCUGUAGGGGGAGAGAAACCUGCGAGCAAAAAGCGAAGAAAUUGCCAAAACUGCAUAGUUUCUCUUUAAAGAACUAUGACUAAGAACUGUACACAAGCACCUGCCUUUUAUUGGUGGCAAAUACUGAAGGGACAGCUAAAUGACUGAUGAAAAUCCAUUGAAUAUGACAAAACAUGUGACCCCACCUUUUGAUACAGUGCCAAUUCAAUUAGCGAUUGCGUGUCAAUGUCUUUUAUUUUGAUAGUCUGAAAAUGAAAGUGUGUGGGAUUAUAAUUGCGGACUGCACCUUUAAUGACAGUGUCUCCGAAACGGAUCUGAUCCAGACCUGGGACAGAACUAAGACCAGAACUCAGCCAAAACUCAACCUUAACCAAGCCAGAAUCAGGUGUUAGUCAGGCUCCUAGAUGAAGAGUUGUCUUUUUGAUAACCUUUUGAAAACAGUUCACUGUCCAUUCAUUAAGAAAGGCUGACUUCAACCAUGAUAUCAUAGUCUGAGUCUAUCUAAUGUAUACUUUAGCUUGCUAAAUACAGCCGAACGACAGCAGCACAGAAAGAGGAAGAGGAGAGACGAUGCUAUGAGCAAAAGAGCUAGAGAUAGAGAGAUAGAUAGAGAGAAAAGAAGGAACAGGAAGAGGUAGAGAUAAGGGGAGCUGGCUCGUACACACAGCAGACAUGAGGAGUGAAGCCUGGGCAGAGAGCAGUGCGUUGCAUUGCAUUGUGGGCCGGCCGGCAGGUGCUGUCAUCAGCUCCGUGCAGCGGUGUUUUAAAUUAUGCAUGAGAGCAGCGUUAGGUGCCAUCAGCGCCAGGCAGGGAACAGGAGGGUCACAGUGUGCCGAGAGUCCCUGUCAUCACCUCUCAUCAGCGCCCAUUAAGGGCAGAGGCCCAGCAGCGCUCCCCAGCAGAGCCACGGAGGUUACAUCAGCCCCAUCCCCCACACCCACCCUCUCCCGCCCGCCGCCACGGAGGUUACAUCAGUCGCACCCACCCUCUCUCCCGCCCGCUUCUCCAGAGAGAGGCCCACACUGGCGAGAGAGAUGCCGGAGAAAUA
This is a messenger RNA of Alosa sapidissima (American shad), 3866 nucleotides long. Its product is annotated as UPF0524 protein C3orf70 homolog B-like. Bases 548 to 1456 code for a protein of 302 amino acids. The record is from RefSeq and is a predicted model, not a curated record. The transcript has 3 exons. Lineage: Eukaryota; Metazoa; Chordata; Actinopteri; Clupeiformes; Clupeidae.